This is a messenger RNA of Ooceraea biroi (clonal raider ant), 1281 nucleotides long. RefSeq lists its product as uncharacterized. Lineage: Eukaryota; Metazoa; Arthropoda; Insecta; Hymenoptera; Formicidae. Gene Ontology annotation, molecular function: aspartic-type endopeptidase activity. The record is from RefSeq and is a predicted model, not a curated record. Gene Ontology annotation, biological process: proteolysis.
AUGGAACGGCUUCACUACCUCCGAAGCUGUGUACAAGGCCCGGCAGAGCAGCUCAUCCGCAGUCUUCCGAUGACAGGCGACUUACUACAAGCCUCAUGGGAUCUUUUCAUUGCGAGGUAUGAGAAUAAGAGACUUAUCAUCCAGGCGCAUCUCGAUAAUCUCUUCAACCUCUCGAUGGCGACGCUAAAAAACGCAGUAUCUCUCAUCAAGCUCAUCUCAACCGUUUCGGAAUCAAACAAGGCGCUGCAAUCACUAGAAAUGACGCAAGACAUGUGGGACUGUAUUCUGGUGCAUCAUGUCUCUCGCUAUCUCGACCGAGACACCCGAGAAGUAUGGGAAACCUCUCUUGGCUCGUCUCAAACGUAUCCGCGGUUCUCUCAGCUCGACGAGUUUCUCAACUCCAGGGCGCGUGCUUUGGAGAGAAUCGAGGCGGCGUCAUCUCAACCGGGCAGCUCAAAGGGAUCAAUCAGCUCACUUAAAAGCACAGCCAGCUCAUCGAAGACGCCCACAAAGCGUGUCUCGGCUCAUCAGGCGUCUGCACAGACGCACUCAUCCAAGGUCGCAUAUCCAUGCGAUAUGUGCUUGGAGCAGCACUUUAUUGUUACUUGCACCAAAUUCAGAGAUCUCAUGCCCGCUCAACGACGAGACGUUGCAGUCGACAAAAGGCUCUGCUACAACUGCCUCGGCCGAUACAACAUCCGCUCAUGCAAGUCCUCGCUCAGCUGCAAGAUGUGCUCAGUGAAGCAUCACACGAUGCUGCACGUGCCGCAGACGACGACAGAACUUGCCCGUGUCCACUCAUCCGUUGCCACUCAUGAGACAAGGCUGCUCGUCGAUCACGGUUCUGAGCUCACCUUUGUAUCAGAACAUCUCACCAAGCAACUCAAUUUACAACGGCAACACUCGACCAUCUCAAUCAUCGGGAUUGGUGGCAAGAAGACAACUCAAACAAAAGGCAUGGUCACACUCACGCUCCACUCAAACCACUCCAACUCAACGGCCACCAUUCAUGCAAACGUUCUCAAGACACUGACAACGAUUCUACCAUCAUUCGCGGCAUCUCAACAAACAUGGCCACACAUCGAAAAAUUGAACUUGGCAGAUCCAGAGUUUCUCAUUCCACGGCCAAUUGACAUCAUCAUCGGUGCGAAUUCAUACGGGCUGAUCAUCAAGCACUCAGCGACAAUGCCAAUCGCUCAACUAUCUAUCUUUGGUUGGCUGAUUCUUGGUCCGGUCCGCUCAAACUCUCACAGCUCAUCAUGCCAAGAUUCAAGAAAGUGA